Brachypodium distachyon (stiff brome) is the source of this 2051-nucleotide messenger RNA. RefSeq names its product allene oxide synthase 2. The transcript has a single exon. The record is from RefSeq and is a predicted model, not a curated record. Gene Ontology annotation, biological process: sterol metabolic process. NCBI's taxonomy places the organism in Eukaryota, Viridiplantae, Streptophyta, Magnoliopsida, Poales, Poaceae. Gene Ontology annotation, molecular function: heme binding; monooxygenase activity; iron ion binding. The coding region runs from base 161 to 1621 and encodes 486 amino acids.
AAUUUGUACACCUGGCCGGCCAACAAGCUAGCAGUCGACCCAGUUGCAUCCUUGCAUCAGACUCUGAAUCCUCUGUUCUUUGUCUGCGCAGAGUUUGCUGCUACCCGCAAUCGGUUUGAAGCCACUAACGAGUGCGUAAGUACGUACUACGUGUGAUACUAUGGAUCAGGAGAGCGGCUCCGGCGAGGUAUCCCGCCGCGUGCCGCGGCCCGUGCCGGGCAGCUACGGCGUCCCGUUCAUCUCGGCGAUCCGCGACCGCCUGGACUUCUACUACCUCCAGGGCCAGGACAAGUACUUCGAGUCCCGCGUGGACAAAUACGGCUCCACGGUGGUGCGCAUGAACGUGCCGCCGGGCCCCUUCAUGGCGCGCGACCCGCGCGUGGUGGCCGUGCUGGACGCCAAGAGCUUCCCCGUGCUCUUCGACGUGACCAAGGUGGAGAAGAAGAACCUCUUCACGGGCACCUACAUGCCGUCCACGUCCCUCACCGGCGGCCACCGCGUGUGCGCCUACCUGGACCCCUCGGAGCCCAACCACGGCAAGGUCAAGCAGCUGCUCUUCUCCCUCCUUGCGUCCCGCAAGGACGCCUUCAUCCCGGCCUUCCGGACACACUUCUCCUCGCUCCUCGCCACCGUGGAGUCGCAGCUCGUGCUGGCCGGGAAAUCCGACUUCAACGCGCUCAACGACGCCACCUCCUUCGAGUUCAUCGGGGACGCCUACUUCGGGGUGCGCCCCUCUGCAUCCGACCUGGGAACCACGGGGCCGACCAAGGCCGCAAAGUGGCUCAUCUGGCAGCUCCACCCGCUCGUCACGCUCGGGCUCCCCAUGAUCCUCGAGGAGCCGCUGCUCCACACGGUGCACCUCCCGCCCAUCCUCGUCAGCCGAGACUACAAGGCGCUGUACAAGUACUUCUCCGCCGCCGCCGGCCCGGCUCUCGACACCGCCGAGAGCCUCGGGCUGCCGCGUGAGGAAGCCUGCCACAACCUGCUCUUCGCGACCGUGUUCAACAGCUACGGCGGGCUCAAGGUGCUCCUCCCGGGUGUCCUGGCGCGCAUCGCGGGAGCCGGAGAGAAGUUCCACAAGAAGCUGGCCGCGGAGAUACGCGCGGCCGUGGAGGACGCCGGCGGGAAGGUCACCAUGGCGGCCGUGGAGAAGAUGGAGCUGACAAAGUCGGCCGUGUGGGAGGCGCUACGGCUGGACCCGCCCGUCAAGUUCCAGUACGGGCGCGCCAAGGCGGACCUGAGCAUCGAGAGCCACGACGACAAGGUGUUCGCGGUGAAGAAGGGGGAGAUGCUGUUCGGGUACCAGCCGUGCGCCACCAGGGACCCGCGGGUGUUCGGCGCCACGGCCAGGGAGUUCGUGGGCGAUAGGUUCGUGGGGGACGAAGGGAUGAAGCUGCUGCAGUACGUGUACUGGUCCAACGGGCGGGAGACCGAGAACCCCGGCGUGGGCGACAAGCAGUGCCCCGGGAAGAACCUCGUCGUGCUCGUCGGAAGGCUGCUGCUCGUCGAGCUCUUCCUCCGGUACGACACCUUCACUGCGGGCGCCGGCACCGACCUGCUCGGCACCAAGGUUGAGUUCACCGCUGUCACCAAGGCCACUUCCGGUCCGGAGGCUGCUUAAAAAAUUACCUGCACCGCCGCCGGGCACCGGCCAUGCAUGCAUCAGUGUACGUACGGCCGAACGGAUCAACGGCAUGCAGCAACUCCUUCCCACAGUCGUCCGAUCAAUCAUCACCGUCAGAAUUUCCCUUCUGUAUACGUCAGUCCCCUGCAUGCAUGCAUGCAUCUUCCUCGCUUGCUUUGCUCUUCCAUGCAUGCCGCCUGUUUGUGUGUGUAUCAGUGUAUGCACAUGCACGCUUAGCGUGCAUGGAUUGAUUCGUCGUCGCUCGUCUGGUUUACUUUUCUCUUGCUCCAAUGUAAUAAGAUUCUCUCUUAACGUGCAGUUGGAGAGAUUGACCAUUCGCAAUGUUGUUUGUUUACCGUUCUAGUGUAACGAUCGAAGGACCUGUAUGUACGUGUGGUCUUUAUAACUCAUGGAGAAAAAUACGCAA